Messenger RNA from Striga hermonthica, 1359 nucleotides. The record is from the annotation of a GenBank genome assembly. NCBI's taxonomy places the organism in Eukaryota, Viridiplantae, Streptophyta, Magnoliopsida, Lamiales, Orobanchaceae.
AUGAUCUCCCGCCAGAUCGAAAUCCUCUUCCACCUUUCCAAAACUUCCCUUCCAAUCCUCCAUCGCCUCCAUUGCUUGCUCCUCAAAACCGCCCUCGACCGCCACGAAUACUUCUUCUCCCACCUCCUCCUCUCCGCCGCCUCAGUCUCCCUUCCCCACGCGCGGUGGCUCUUUGACAGCUCGCCGAUCAACCCUCCGCCGCUCUUCGCGUGGAACACGCUCAUCCGAGCCUAUUCCAAGAGCUCCUCGUCGCCAUCAGAGGCGUUCCGACUAUUUUCUGGCUUACUUCGGGCCCCCGGCGACGUUAGGCCAGAUAAUUUCACUUAUCCCUUCGUUAUCAAGGCCUGCGGACGUUGCUUGAUGCUCGGGGCUGGCGGGUCGGUGCAUGCCAUGGCGUUGAGGACGGGUUUCGGGUCGGACUCGCACGUGAAUCAUACUCUUGUAACCAUGUACGGAGGGUGUGGUGCGGCCGACCUCGCGAGAAGGGUGUUUGAUGAAAUGUCUGAGAAAGACGUGGUGUCCUGGAGUUCUAUGGUCGCAGCUUAUGUUGACUGUAAGCGUCAUUUGGAUGCCCUGAGAGUGUUCAAAGACAUGGUAUCGGCAAACGAGACGCCAAACUUGGUAACACUCGUAAGUUUGCUAUCAGCCUGUACCAAUCUACUUGACAUCAGGCUUGGGAAAUCCGUUCACUCACACAUUCUCAUCAAUGGAAUCAACUUACACAUUCCCUUGGGAACAGCCCUUCUGAAUAUGUAUGCAAAAUCCGGCCACCUGGAGGAAGCCCUCCGCAUAUUCACUUCCAUGAAUGAGAAAAAUCUGCAGUCUUGGACGGUAAUGAUUUCAUGUCUCGCUGACCAUGGUUGUGGGGAAGAAGCUUUAUCUCUCUUCAACAAAAUGGAAACAACCGGCUUGUGUCCCGAUAAUGUUUCCUUUUCGGCAAUACUUUCUGCUUGCAGCCAUAAUGGUCUUUUACGCCAAGGGCGUGAGCUUUUCAAGAAAAUGGUGAAUGUUUACAGGAUUAUGCCCACCAUGGAGCACUAUGGGUGCAUGGUUGACUUGCUCGGGCGGGCUGGGAAAAUUGAGGAUGCUUAUCAGAUUAUUUCGAGCAUGUCAAUGAAGCCUAACUCAGUUGUCUUGAGAAGCUACCUAAGUGCUUGCAAGCAGCAUGGUUGUGUUCUUUAUGCAGAUAAACGCAUAUUGAAAUUGUUGUUGGAGCUGGAGCCCAAUAUUGGGGCUAACUACGUGCUUGUUGCAAAUGUAACAUCCUCUUUGGGUGGAGAUUGUGAUGGCGUGGAUAAGGUGAGGGAUUACAUGAAAGUUAAGGGUUUGAAAAAAGUUCCAGGAUACAGUUGGGUGUAG